Molecule: messenger RNA, 4486 nt
Organism: Aspergillus brunneoviolaceus CBS 621.78
Lineage: Eukaryota; Fungi; Ascomycota; Eurotiomycetes; Eurotiales; Aspergillaceae
Product: 6PF2K-domain-containing protein
Exons: 13
Coding region: 162-4331 (1389 amino acids)
Biological process (GO): fructose metabolic process; fructose 2,6-bisphosphate metabolic process; regulation of DNA-templated transcription
Cellular component (GO): elongator holoenzyme complex
Molecular function (GO): 6-phosphofructo-2-kinase activity; protein binding; DNA-binding transcription factor activity
Source: RefSeq, a predicted model, not a curated record
AGUGCUGGAACCUACCUGCCUUCCUUUGACUCCAGCUUUCACCCUCCAUAACUUUUCCUUAUUUAUCCCGCCAGGUCUUCUUCAACAUUGACAUAGAAAUUGUUCGUUGUCGUGCUGUUCAUUAUCAGUGUCAAAAAAACUCAUACUUCUCCCUUAACACCAUGGACACAUUACUAACUGCUGACAUUAUCGCCAAUUCCCCGCGUUUCCGACGGAAGUCUUCUACCUUUGUCGAUGCGAUCCAUGACCUACCCGAGAAGGCCGAUCUAGCUCCGGCCCAGCUCUACAGUACCGAGUCAGGACGGCUUUUCCACUCCGGCCGAAUCGUCAUCAUCACCGUGGGGUUACCGGCGAGGGGUAAAACACAUAUGUCUGUAGCUCUAGCGCGAUAUCUACGAUGGUUAGGCGUGAAAACCAGAAUAUUUCAUCUAGGAGAUUAUAGACGUGCAACCAUUCCCUUUGGCCAGGAUAUUCCAGAUGACUACUUCUUCGUGAACGCAUCCGCUUCAUCGGUCCUCUUAAGACAAAAGAUUGUGAAACGGUGUCGGGAAGAUAUUUAUCAGUUUCUGAACCAUGAAAAUGGACAGAUAGCCAUUUACGACGCCGUCAAUCCAUUGGCAUCCGGUCGGCGAUCACUCGCAAAAGAAUUCGCUAAGCAUGACAUUGAGACACUAUUCAUCGAGUCGUGGUGUGACGACGAGCGCAUAAUCGAAGAAAAUGUCCGAAGGGUCAAAAUAUCCUCACCCGAUUAUGUGGGCUGGAGCUCGGAAGAUGCUGUGAAACAUUACCUGACUCGGAUAGCCGCUCGUAUUCCUCAAUUUCAGUCAAUGGAGGAGACGGAUCUGAACUAUAUCAAGAUGAUGAAUGCUGGGGAAAGGUUAAUUGUGAACAAUCGAAGCUUCGGCUAUCUUUCCAACAGAAUAGUGUUCUAUCUCCUCAAUCUUCACAUAAAAUCCAGACACACAUACUUUGCACGAGCUGGCGUAUCACUGGAAGCGGAUUCUUAUAAAGCAGAUGCCUCGCUGUCUGAGCAGGGCGAAGACUACGCGAAGAAGAUGACGGAGUCCUUGCUGAGGCAUAGGGAGUCUGAAAGGCAAGCAAUGAUCGACGAGGGAGAACCGAGUUACGAGUUAAAACCACUUACUGUCUGGACCUCCACACGAAGAAGGACAGUUGAGACGGCUAAGUAUCUCCAUGAAAAAGGAUACAAAGUGCGACAGAGAUCUCAGAUGAGCCAAUUAAACCCGGGAGUUUGCGAGAAGAUGUCAGAGGCAAAGAUCCGUCAGGAGUAUCCGGAAGAGGUUGCAAAACACGAACUUGACCCCUACCAUCAUCGGUAUCCGCGGGCGGAGUCAUACCAUGACCUUGCAGUUCGACUCGAACCUAUCAUUCUAGAGCUCGAGCGUGAACAAAACGAUUUGCUGAUUAUCGCACAUGAAAGCGUGCUGAGAGUCUUAUACGGGUACCUGAUGGCCUGCAAUGCUGCGGAUAUCCCAUUCUUGAAUUUCCCUCGUGAUGAGAUUAUUGAAAUCAUACCCGAAAGCUAUCAAAACGAAGCACGCAGGAUCCAUAUCUCUGGCCUUCCCAGAGAAAUCGUCCCCGGUUCUCCUCAGGACAUCAAGAUCCCUGUGCCCCCCAGCGGAGUAACAACCCCUUUGGCUGCUGAUCUUGGCAGCCCGCGCGAGGGUCUCUCGACUCCACAGAGCGGUCUCCGAACCCCGCGCGAACCGGAAAGAAUUUCACAGCAGCAUGUUGAAGACCACAAAAAGUCAGUCGAUUUGCGACAGACCGCCUGCCCCCGCUUCUCUUACCUGUUCGUCCGUGCAUCUGAGAUUGAUUCAGUUCUGACACCAAGCGGUUGUUCAUUACCUCCCUUUCCAGACCCGUUGGGCUCCGAUUUCACCAGCUCAAUGGUCUCUGUCACCACUGAGUACAUUAGCGUUGGGGGCAAUAGGCAUCCCGCCGCCGCCGAUUGGGAUGUCCGGACUGGCGUGCUUGCCUUCGGUGCCGAUAACAAUGUAGCACUGUGGAACCCAAAUGAUAGUACGCAGCGCGGAGUCUAUUCACUCCUUGUCGGCCACACCGACAAGGUCAGCGCCGUUCGAUUCUACACCUGCCCUACUACAGACGCUAAAUACCUUUUGACCGGGUCAGUCGACCAUACAAUCCGCCUAUGGCGAGCGCACUCAGCCGACUCGCGUCAAUACGUGCACGUGAAUACCCUGGAAGGCCAUACUGGUUCAAUCAAUACCAUCGCCGUGGCUGACGGGCACGACAUCGUGGCAACGGGAGCCGCUGAUGGAACCGUCAAAGUAUGGAAGAUUCAUGCUCAGGGCGAAGCGAAGGGCGAGCUGCUCAAGUCAAUAUUCAUGAAGCCACGGUUCUUUCCACUGGCCUUGGCAUUGAGCCCUCUUCAAUCGGAGUCGGAUACCAGACCCGUCGCCUUAGCGGUUGCAGGCACCACCAAUGCCGUGCAAAUUUACGUGGCGGAGAAUACCCAUACAGCUCUUGAAUUCAAGCUCUCGGCUGUGUUGUCUGGACAUGAGGCUUGGGUACGGUCCUUGAAUUUCACGUUAGACAAGCAGAGCGCAGCCGGUGACAUUCUGCUGGCCUCGGCGAGUCAAGACAAAUAUGUCCGACUUUGGAGACUGCAGCGUGGGGAGGCUACUUCUACUGCUCCGGCCGAUUACGGUGACCCCAUGAUAGGUGGCGUUGAGACAACUCUUUCGAACAAAGCCCACCAAUUCGAGGUAACCGGGCUGAAAUUCUCUGUCACCUUUGAAGCGCUACUUUUCGGAAACGAGGACUGGAUCUACACCGCCAACUGGAAUCCCAAUCCAGAGCGCCAGCAGCUCCUCACUUCCUCGGCUGAUAAUACAUUAACCAUUUGGGAGCAAGAUCCUGCUUCCGGGGUGUGGCUCUCCGCCGAGAGGAUGGGAGAGAUUAGCGUCCAGAAAGGCUCAACAACCGCUACUGGCAGUACGGGUGGGUUUUGGAUUGGCCUCUGGUCUCCAGAUGGCACACAGGUUGUCAGCCUCGGUCGUACCGGUAGUUGGCGAGCAUGGAAAUAUGAUGCAGCAUCUGACUUGUGGGUGCAAUCUCUUGGGAUUUCUGGACAUGUACGGUCGGUCAAUGGCGUGCAAUGGGAGCCUUCUGGCGGAUACCUCCUGUCGACUAGCGCCGACCAAACCACGCGCCUUCAUGCCAAAUGGGAGCGCGAAGGACUUCAGUCUUGGCAUGAGUUCUCCCGUCCUCAAAUACAUGGGUACGACCUGAAUUGUAUCGAUACUCUAGGACCGGCUAGAUUUGUGUCUGGCGCAGACGAGAAGCUGUUGCGGGUUUUCAAUGAGCCUCGACCAAUUGCGCAACUACUGGAGAGGCUCUCCGGUUUCAAGCAAUCCGAGGAGGUUCAACUGCCUGACGCAGCCGAGAUCCCUGUGCUGGGUUUGUCAAACCAAGCUCCGGCUGACGAUGCCCCCGGAGGAGAGGAGGAAACAGAUAAAGCAUAUAUGGAAAAGACACAGGCUAUCUCAACGGCACUGCUAGAGUCGAAUCAACCGCCAUUGGAGGAUCAACUGGCUCGUCACACCCUAUGGCCCGAGCAUGAGAAGUUAUAUGGCCACGGCUAUGAAAUUUCUGCCGUAGCCGUUAGCCACGACCGCACGCUUAUCGCCACGGCCUGCAAAGCGAGCUCGAUUGACCAUGCGGUGGUUCGUUUAUAUGACACUUCCGACUGGCAUGAGAUUCGGCCCUCCCUUGCCGCUCAUACAUUGACCAUCACAAGUCUCUGUUUCUCUAGUGAUGACCAGCAUCUUCUCAGCGUUGGUCGUGACAGACAAUGGGCUGUGUACAAGCGCAGCGAGCAAGACCCCUCAACCUUCUCAAUACUGACGAACAAUCCCAAGGGUCAUUCGCGUAUGAUUCUCGACGCCGCAUGGGCUCCGAUAUCACAGACUCCUAUCUUCGCGACUGCUGGCCGCGACAAGUCAGUGAAGGUCUGGCAAAUGCAUGACGGUGCAUGCGAAUGCAAGGCGACAAUCCCCUUGAAUACCCCCGUAACUGCCAUCUCAUUCCUUUCGAGUAUACAGAAGAAUUCGUUCAUUCUCGCCGCGGGCGAAGAGAGCGGGGAGCUGUCUAUCCACCGUAUUGCCAUCGGCAGUCUGCAAAUUAGUCACCUGGCAAGCGUUGACAAGUUCAAAUCGCCGUCCAAGGCCAUUACCCAACUUUCCUGGCGGCCGGGCCAGAAGGAAGCGGCGCCACAUUUCGUGCUUGCCGUGGCCAGUGAAGAUACCUCGCUGCGCAUAUAUAAUUUCUCGGAUUUGGUUUCAUGAACGGAAGAUUGGUAUAUCCAGGUACACGUAGUAUAUCCGCAGUAGGGGACAAUGAUGAAAGCCAACAAAGAAAAAAUGAAGUAAAUACCAUUCAUUAGAUCGUCUGCAUGUUGAAAAACGCCCGGAGGAGUGGCUUGAAUGUAUCCGCUUGUUCU